Molecule: messenger RNA, 3217 nt
Organism: Scheffersomyces stipitis CBS 6054
Lineage: Eukaryota; Fungi; Ascomycota; Pichiomycetes; Serinales; Debaryomycetaceae
Exons: 3
Coding region: 1-3105 (1034 amino acids)
Source: RefSeq, a predicted model, not a curated record
AUGUCUAACUCUCACGAAAACGACAAGCUUAUCAAGUCGCUUUUGAAACAGUACAAGAAACUCGAGUUGGAACUCAACAAAUUCAACUCUCGUAAGUAUAAUCAUUCGUCAACACACCACAGUGCCAUCCUUAAGGGCAAUAUCUUGAGAACUUCACUACUUCCAUUCCUCAGAACUGGCUGUAAUCUUCACCAUUUCUUUCCCAAGUCGUCCAAGAUAUACCGUUCCCUCAUAAACGUCAUCAUCUCUAUCUUGAUCAAAUGGUGGUCCUCGCUUCUUGGAAAUAUGACCUUUGCUACUCCCACAAUCUCGUUAAAUUCUGCAAACUCGUCGCUGUCUGCUUCGGGAAACUCACCAUCCUACUCUUCUAUUCCAGCCAGUGACAAGAGUGCUUAUUUGGAGUGUAUUUCCAGAAUCAUCACUCGUGAAGAAUGGGCAUCUGUAGACCCCGACUUCCUUCACGAUUACGAGCGUCUUCUUGUAGCUACGCUAGAUUACUGUAUCGACAAAAUGUCUACACUCAAGACUAUGUCGUUGUCGAACUCAGCAUUCAUAGGAAAGGUGUUUGCCUAUAGUUUCUUCAAGUUACCCAACGUCAGCAAUGCUCUCUUGUUUUUGUUGAAUGUCAAACAGAUCGCUUUUGAGGAGACUCAAAAGGUUCUUGACAACAAAAGGUUGGAUCCUCAGGCUGCGUCCGUUUUGUUCCAGAUUUUCCCUCCUCAUUUACAUUAUCUCAUCAAAUUCAACGGGAUUGCGAACUUGUCAACUAAGGGUCAAAAGAGGUACAUGAACUGUACUCCUCCUCCCAAACACCCUGUAAACGGAAUCAAAGACCCGAAUGGCAACUGGGUCAGAAGAUGGUACAACAUUGAUUCCAACGUAUUCAAUUCUUUCUUCAGACACUACGUCUCUAUCGUUCAAUCGAUGACGGCUGAAUACUGUGGAGAUGGUGAUACCUCUUCAGUGUUGAAGUUCAGUCCCGGAUUCACAGUUAUCUUCAGCCAUAUUAUUCACAUCUUCCAGCUUCUGAUCACGAGAAUAUCAAAAAACUCUGCCAAUAAGUUUCAACCACAAAAUCCCAACAUCUCGAUGUCUGGACCCGUCGGAGGUAGUUCUGUCCAGCUUCCAUCGAAGAUCUUGGCUACACCACCUUCUCCUUCUCCUGGUAACUUGUCGAUCCAGAGUGACGUUUAUCAUAACUCAAUAACGAAGAUCUUCAAGACCUUACGUGAUAUUCUCUAUUCAACAUCGUUGUCACGAACAGAAAUUGAUAGCUGUAGUGCCGAGUUGGUCAAGUAUGUGGACAGAUCCUUGAUCACCAUUGCCAAAGAGACCAGUGUGUACGAUUACGACAGGAACGGUUUGAUUCUCAUGUUCUUCAGCGAGUUCAUCAGCCACGUCAACUACAACAACAAUAACGACUCAACUAUCAGGUACUUGGUCGACUGGGAGUUCUGGCUAGGCUGCAACUACAUGAUGAUCAAGAAUACCGACCAUGUCCAGAUUGUGUUGAAGAACUUCUCGUUUUUGUUCAAUGUGUGGGACAUGAUUCCUCAGUCGUUGUCGAACUACGUCAGUGUUUCCAAGCCCAGAUCGCUGAGCGAUCUUCCCCCUUAUUUUGCAUGGCUUGAGAAUCCUGGCGAGAGUUUCAAGUUGAACUUCAUCUUGUUCCUAAUCUCAAACGAAACGUUCGAGCGUUUUGUAACUCAUUGGAAUCCCAUAGUUAGAUCGUACUACUUGAGAUUAUUGGUCUGGAGAGUGAUUGGCAUCAACAACUACCAGUCUUCGAUCAUGAUCCACAUCACUAAGAAGAUCCAGGAGAAGUUGAACCGAUCAUACGAUGUUUUGCAUGCUUUCACUUCCAGUAACAACGGAUUGAUGCAAUUAGAUUACAGACCAGACAAUCCUCUAGUAAACCGCAAGUUUGGAAUUUUGCCAAUCAACGUCAAGGACGACUUUUUGGCGACCCACGGUGACCAGAACCCGGACCUCUUACCCGCCACCCAGAUGAAGUCUAGCGAACUCAGGAAAGCACAUCCCUUCGAAGUGUUCGACGAAGCCAUCUACACUUGUUCCGUAGUUCCACCCAGUCCUGCUGCCAACGAGAGCUUACUGGACUUGCUGGAGAUAGAAGGUCCAAAGGUGAAAUCGCCUUCUUCCAAGAACAGUUCGUUGGUAAACUCCAUAGGCAGGUUGUUCAAAAUUUUGUCGACGGACGAUACCAACGAGCUUCCCAAGGAAGGCAGCGGUAAACCUGAAGCUGAGGCCGACCAGCCGCAAGUGAAAAGGAACGGAGUUUCUUUUUCUUCAUUAUCGACUUCGUACUCUUCGCUCAAAUCCCGUUCUUCAAGCCCUAGUUUGAUGUCGUUCAGAUCUUCACCAACUUCGGUGAGUGAGUCGUCUAACUCUUCAGUGAUGUCAGACACAGAAUCUGUUUCUAGUGUUCAGACCCUUGAAGUCCGAGGCAAAAACAAGAAUGGCAGCAAUUUGAACUAUAACAUCCAGCCUCCGGAGUUGUCUAGAUUACCACCCGAAAUCACCAGACCAAUCUAUAAGUUUGACAUCAUUGUUGACCAUGACUCAAUGAAUGAGAAGUACGCUAUUGUCCAUCAUCACAACAACAGUCUCACGUCGAAUAGAAGCAUGUCGACAUUGGUGCACUCACAGCCAGUGGUGUUCCAAACUCUUUGCUUCCCUAUUUGUCCAAGAAUGCCUCUCAUUUCUAUCUUCAUCAACUCAGACACAUACAAUAACAAGUUCUACAUCAACGACGAGGAAGGUUUGUUGAUAGAAAACUUCCAUGAUGAGGACAGUAUAGACAACGACCGCAGAAGUGAGCAGGAGGCUCGUGAGUUAUUCAGUGAAUUGAGCCAUUCACGCAGCGAUAGUACCAUCAAGUUCAUGAACUUGGGUAAGAGCUUGAACGAGUUGAAUUUGAUGAUCGAUGAGUUCAAAAACUUCCUUAAACGUCGUAUUGAAAUCGAUCAGUUCAACCAAGACUUGUCGAUGGUGCAAAAUUUAACAGAGUUCACCUACUUCAAAAAAAUCAUUCCCUUUUUGUCCGUUGACGGUUCCAACGAGGCCAAAUUGUUGAAUGCCAAUUAGACUUCAUUUCUCUUUGCUAUUUAUUCAUACUCAUAUAUUAUUUAUACGGUUAGUUUGUUUGUUUUAUUUUUCGUCUUGGUUAAGGUUAUAUUACACAUAAAUAUCAUUCUUA